GGCAAGCCAUUCAGUGACUCUUUUGAUAUAGACUUAAAAUUGACAAUAAAGUGUUAUCGAUAUUAUGCUGGAUGGGCAGAUAAGAUCCAUGGCAAGACAAUUCCAAUUGGUGAGUUGGGUCAUAAACACUGUUUUUUUUUUUUAUGGAAAGAAUGGAUGCCUGUGAAAGAAUAAUACUUCAGUGGCUUAUUAUAGUAUCUGUAUUAUAUUAUAGUAUCUGUAUUAUAGUAUAGUAUUUCCAGCUGUUGGGUAUAUGUAAUUAGUAGGAGGGGAAUUGCCCAGGAAAGAAGUUCUUUUGGUUCCAUUUUCCUUUUGUUUUUUACCCAUGUAUGAAAGAGGCGGGGCUGACGCUCAUGGAAGCCAGGGGAAAUCCCUGCCCCCGGGCCGUUAGUGACAGCCCUGAAUGUACAUAAUUAUACAAUGUAAGAUCAAAAUUAUAUUCAGUUAAAAUGUUACAGUUGAACCUCUCUACAACGGCCACCUUGGAGACAGAAGAAAGUGGCCGUUGUAAAGAGGGGGCAGUUGUAGAGAGGUUUUAAACAAGAGUCGUAAAGAGGUGGCCAUUAGCGGAGGUUUGACUGUAUUUCACCCAGGUUAAUUAACAAUUAUUCCUCGAGCCUGAACGGGCUCUGACUCAAUAGCCCAUGAGGCGGAAGGCCGAAUGGGCUAUUGACUCAGAGGUUAUGAGCGCGAGAGGAAUAAUUGUUUUAGUAAAAUCCUACUAGUUGGUCAGAAAUAUUGAGUUAAAACCACUGUAGCUAGCAAAACGCAAUUCAGCCGCCAUUGUUUUGGUUUUCAAAGCUGGCACUUUUCGCUGCUAGUGGGCUAUAACAUAUAGCCUGGUAGCAGCUCAACCAAUCAGAAUGCAGCACUGAUAAUAGCCCACUAGUUGGAUUUUACUAAUAAUUGUUAGUUUCCUUUGGCUGAUCUACAGUUGACUCUUUCUUAACGGACACCGCUAGAGUUGAUCCCUGGCUUUCUUUAUUCCCUUUAUUUGACUAUCUAUUAGCCGGACAUCUCCCUAAGACAAGACAUACUUCAUAGUACUAGUUCCCAAGGUGUUGGUCGUAGAAACAGUUAACUGUAGUCCGUUAUUACUCUAGAAUUACAUGUAGGCAAGGAGAAUGCAAGGAGAUUAAAAGAAUCAACCUUCAACUUAAGUUUAAAAAAAUCAAACUGAAAUUUAAUUUUGCCUUCAGAAAUUUCUGGAACAUCUUUGGCAACCUUUAAACAUCCUGACAUAUAGUGUGCUGGAUGAUUGGGUCUCCUACGAAAAAUCGUUACCUUUAAUUAUGAAAAAUCCUUACCUUAUCCUGUUACCUUUCACCACUAAAAAAGUCGAUUGGCAGGUGUUAUAACCUAGAAAAUGUACAUGUUUUAUUAGUCUGAAAAAAAGACAAAAUUGAACCACAAGCAUAAUUUUGUCGAAUCCCUUAUACAAAAUCCUGGUUUUUGGUAUAUACAUGUACGGUAAAGGCAACAGUCUGCUGCUUGGUUCUGUCUGUAGGGAUCCAACUAUAAUGCUAUCUGAAUUUGUUUAGAUGGUGACUUCUUGUGUUAUACACGUCAUGAACCAGUUGGCAUUGUUGGUCAGGUGAUUCCUUGGAACUUCCCAUUGUUAAUGCAGGCAUGGAAACUUGGCCCUGCUCUUGCUACUGGGAAUGUAGUGGUAAUGAAACCCGCUGAGCAGACACCCCUCACUGCAUUGUAUGUUGCAUCACUUAUUGCAGAGGUACAUGUAUAGCUAGUGAAUUUGUUUUUUUCCAUAAUUAGUAUAUUACAGUAGCUGUUACCUCUUUUUAAGAAAAGAUGGCAUUAUUUGUCUCUGGUUAGUGAGUUUGUCAGUAUAGCGGUGUCUUGAUAAAUACAUUUAAAUUUCUGAGAAUCGUUUUUAUCAAUACGUAGCACUCCUCUGUCAAAAAAGUUUCUCUGCAUGAUAGUAUGAGAGUAUGGACACGAAUUACAGCAAAGAUUCCAAAUGAUGAAAACACAAAAAAGAUGGGCGGUUCCCUUGAAAAUUUUGGAGCAUGUUGACAUCUGCAUUUCUCUUAUCUCCAUUUGUUAGUUAGGUGGCCAUGAUUGUAUUUACUCUUAAGACACAACUAAGUUAAUUCCCACAUCGUUAGCUGACUGUUUUGUGUACUAAUGAAAUGUCCAAAUGUUGUCUCGUGAAGGAAAGGGAAAAGAAUAAUUAUUUGACCUUGCGAUAUACAUGUACAUGUAAAUCAAGAAAACAUUUUUUGAUUUUGGCCCCGGCUUUUCUAUCCUUUAUUAUGUCUGCUUUUCUUAUUAGUUCAAGAUCAAGAAGGCUGCAUGUUAGAGUGGUUUUCGUUUGAGUGUCGUAAAACCAAAACCAAAGUAAUUACUCUGGCCAAUCACAUAGGACACAGACAAUACAUUGAACCAAUCAAAACUCGAAGUAAUUACAUGUGGCUGACGCAAAGCGCGGGAAAAUGCAUGCGAGCGCGUCACAAUUGGCUUUGGUUUUACUUCUGAUUGGAUGAAAAGGUGGCGCGAAUCUUUUAAGCCAAUCGCAUCGUGUAGAAAGUGCAAAACCAAUUACUUUUCGACACUCAAAUGAAAACCGCUCUAUUAUGUUAUGCAAUUUUAUUUUUGUGUCUGUGUGUAUUUUCCAGGCUGGUUUUCCACCAGGUGUUGUAAACUUGGUACCUGGUUAUGGACCAACAGCAGGAAUGGCAAUUGCAGAACACAUGGAAGUUGACAAAAUUGCUUUCACUGGUUCAACUGAGGUAGACCAUGCAUAUAAGACUGUGUAAAUUCUUACAUGUACACACGUCAAUGAAACUUCGUGUCUUCUUUCUUAUUCUGGCAAGUUUUUGAAAAAUAAAAGUCAAAAUUUCUGCUGUUACAGUGACGUGGAGGUGCAAGGCUGUGCUUUAAGAAAACUGAUCGGAGCCCAGUGCUCUGAACCUGUCAAAUCCAGGAUGCCAAGCAAAUUAUUGUUUUUACAUUUAUUAAGAAAACUAAGAUGCCUAGUCGCCAAGGAGCAAAAGUAAUAAACGAGUUUUCAGCGAGUUAAAGCAGAACCGUACAGAGUUUGUUAUUAUUCCUCCUGUGAUAAAGCAACCUACAGCAGUAAAAAAAAAAAAACCUUCUCUCACCCUUGUCAUGCGUUACAUGGGGUGCAGCAUACACUCAACUUUUUUGACAAAAAAAUCAGUAAGUAGAUUGUUAAGUGCGUUAAUUUUUCCCGUUCUUUUGAGCCUUUUUUACUUAAAGAACUCUGAUCAUUACCAGCAUGCCCCUACUGGGACAAUGAGGAGAUAGCCUGGCUGAGUGGUUAGCGCUAUGGACUCACAAUCUGGCGGUCCAGGGUUCGAGUUCCGCUCUGCAUGGCUAUUUGCUGGAUUUGUUCUCGGUCGUCCCGAGUUCAAAUUCUCGGCAACGUUUUUGUAAAAAUAGCCAACUGGUUGCCUUUUGCCGGUUGGGGAUUUUUAUGUUCUGUUUGGAUUAUUUUUUCUAAUAAUUUUAGCCUGUAGCAGGCGUUCUGAUAGUAGAGCGCGGGGUUACGAUAGGAGAAGCGAGCGAGUUAAAUCGUACGCCGGGAAAACGUGGGGAAAAACGAGGGGAGACUGGGGAAAGUGCUUUUUUUUUCCUCGUCAAUUUUUCGCCUGCGCUCUAGUAUCCGAACCCCUGGAACAGACUAAAAUUACUUGAGUAGAAGUGCCUGUAAACUAGCUGCACUUUCCACCAUAAACAAACCUUUUUAAAAAAACCUUUUUCGACACUUGUGUGACCUUUCACAGAUUGGCCACUUGAUCCAACAAGCAUCCGGCAGAUCCAACCUUAAGAACACAACACUUGAGCUGGGUGGAAAGAGUCCUAACAUAGUGUUUGCUGAUGCCAAUAUGGACUAUGCAGUGGACAAGAGCCACUUCGCCCUCUUCUUCAAUCAGGGUCAGUGUUGCUGUGCAGGGAGCCGCACAUAUGUGGAGGAGUCAGUUUAUGAUGAGUUCGUGGAGAGGAGUAAGGAAAGAGCCCAAAAACGAGUGGUGGGUAAUCCGUUUGACCUCAAGACAGAGCAAGGACCACAGGUACGGUGUGAAUCAUAUACAAUUAUACUAGACAAUUACAGGGGCUGUCUGUAAACUCCAGUUGUCCAGUUAGACAGGUAUCCCCGGCUUAACCCUUUGAACCCUAAGUUCAAAAUUUGAAUUCUCAUUUGUUGUCCCUAUUCAUUUCCUACAGAAGUAGUGGAGAGAAGUUGAUUAAAUAUCAAGCAAGUUCAUCUUGUGUGAUCAUGUGUGUAAUUCUCACGACCACUCUGUUUUACAAAACAUUGAUAUUACAAGGAGAAAUAGGCCAUUUGCACGAUGACAUCAUUCUACUACUACGACCAGAAUCCUUCAGGGUUUUGCUUUCUUGUGCUAUUAGGGCUUCUGUUAUUCUAGCCUGCGAGCAAGCUCUCCUAUUUGGGCGAGCGAAGCGAGCCGCGCGUGAACGCGCGAGCGAGCGGCGAAGCCGCGAGGGGCCGGCUUUCUCUUCCCCGCCCCCCGCAGUCGCGUCUCCUCUCGCGUGCCUCUCGCGCGUGUACCUUUCACGAUAUCCCCCAAAUGGAGAGCUUGCUCGCAGGCUAUUGUUAAUCAAACCUCACUGGGAUUAAAAAAUUUAAAUAUAAAAGGAAAAACGAAAAGGAUUCUGGUCGUAGUAGCAAAUGACGCCAUUGUGCAAAUGGCCUAUUUGAUGCUGAUCACUCUUAAGGCUUAGAGUCUAGGGAGUUGACUGUAUCGAACUUAUCACGGUUUUUGAGAGGAUUUUUUUCAGUGUUGGCAAGCACGCGAGAGUCACACUGUUUUUGUUAGAAUUACAGCAAAAUAUUACCACUAGACUACGUCAACUACUACAUGUAUUUGACGAAAGUCUGCUUAACAUUGCUCUAAUUUAAAUUAAACUGCCUAGUAACAGGGAAAUGUUUUAAAGACUGAAAAUUUACAAAGAUCAAGCGACCAUGUUUUUAGGUUGGAAUAUUUUGAAUGAAUAAUAAAAUAAGUAUGAGAUACGGCUUUCGUAUGAUAUCAUAUAAUUCAGAUAUCGGAGGGUUGAUUAUCGGCCGAGGCGGGUAGCACCCCGUCACAGCUGUACGUCGGGAUAAUUUUUCAAUUCUUACUCAGCCNUUGAAUUCUCAUUUGUUGUCCCUAUUCAUUUCCUACAGAAGUAGUGGGGAGAAGUUGAUUAAAUAUCAAGCAAGUUCAUCUUAUGUGAUCAUGUGUGUAAUUCUUACGACCACUUUGUUUUACAAAGCAUUGAUAUUACAAGGAGAAAUUUGAUCACUCUUAAGAGUCAAGGGAGUUGACUGUAUCGAACUUAUCACGGUGUUUGAGAGGAUUGUUUUUGGUGUUUGGGAAGCACGCGAGAGUCACACUGUUUUUGUUAGAAUGACAGCAAAAUAUUACCACUAGACUACGUCAACUACUACAUGUACUUCACGAAAGUCUGCUUAACUUUCCUUUAUUUUAAAUUAAACUGCCUAGUAACAGGUAAAUGUUUUAAAGACUGAAAAUUUCCAAAGAUCAAGCGACCAUGUUUUUAGGUUGGAAUAUUUUGAAUGAAUAAUGAAAAUAAGUAUGAGAUACGGCUUUCGUAUGAUAUCAUAUAAUUCAGAUAUCGGAGGGUUGAUUAUCGGCCGAGGCGGGUAGCACCCCGUCACAGCUGUACGUCGGGAUAAUUUUUCAAUUCUUACUCAGCCUCAUCCAGUAAUUGCUAAAAUGCUAAAUUAAGAAAUUAAGAAACGCACUCGUUAGCUCCAAAAGAGGCAGCUCUACUCUAUUUGUUAACUAGCACUAAAUAGUGUUUCCUUGAAAACCAGGCUGACUGGCUGUUUUACUUGUAUUUUGAAGGUGGACGAAGAGCAGUUUACAAAGAUUUUGUCGCUUAUAGAGAGUGGCAACCAGGAAGGAGCAACACUUGUGUCUGGAGGAGCAAGACAUGGCGACAAAGGAUUCUUUGUUCAGCCCACUGUGUUCUCCGAUGUUAAGGAUGACAUGAGAAUCGCCAAAGAGGAGGUUCGUCUUAAGCAAUUUUGUUACCUUUUUUUUUUCUUCUUCAUCUUUAACAUAGACAGGAGACUCAAAGACUACCUCGAAUUGUUUUUCCCUCCAGUCCCGUGCUGACAACGCCGAUCAUGGUCGUGAAUAGAGGUUGUGAAUAGCCUUAGUGGUAAAAAUAUUGCCGCUAAUAAAGUAUAUCUAUCUAUAUACCGUAAAAUUCCGAAAAUUAGUCCCUCCCUGUAUAAGCCCCUCCAAAUAUAAGCCCCCCAAACUCGUAACACAAGGAACCUUUCGUGAAAUCGCCCCUCCGAAUAUAAGCCCCCUGGGGGCUUGUACUUGGAAAUUACCCUCAAAUACAAAGUAAAACAAAGCAAAAACGGUAAAUUUCCUUCCAACUAUAAGCUAGCUCAAUCGAUUUUAAAACGCGAACUUCCCUCCGUACAUAAGCCCCAUCCAAAUAUAAGCCCCUUAAAAAGGGCCUUGGAAAAUAUAAGCCCCGGGGCUUAUUUUCGGAAUUUUACGGUAUUUGUUUAUUUGUGUGCAUGUAUUUCGCAGACUGUCUGUGUACUGUACUCUGGUUGAAAUGGUUUGACAGUGACAGAGUUUGCUAAGCAGGAAGCAAUCGUUGUCAAGCAGUGAUUCAAACUUGUUUUGACUGCCAUGUUAUUUUCGUUGUGUUAGAUCUUCGGGCCCGUGAUGCAAAUUAUGAAGUUUAAGGAUAUGAACGAACUGAUUGAAAGAGCCAAUAACAACAUUUACGGUUUGGCAGCGUCCGUAUUCACCAGUGACAUUGACAAGAUGAACACCAUUGCCUCUAGUAUUCGUGCUGGUGUUGUGUGGUAAGUCCAUGUUACCUCUAGGGUUGUGAGAUUGACGCAAAGCUACAAAAAAACAGUCGUUCACCGGAUACCGUGGGUACCAGUUUUUUUUUCUCGCGUUCGGUCGGCGAUUGAGUGAGGCGGAGAUGUUUCGGGGCGGCUGCAGGGCGAAGGUUAAAGUCACAGGAGGCUUCCCUGCAAGUCACUUUAAAGACUUGACCGAAACCCGAAAACCACGCAUAAAAACAGUCUCUGGCACCCAGGGUAUUCGUUGGGUAAUGUCCAACUAAAUUUUAUUUGUGUCCGACAAAAUCUGACCUGCAUUUUAACAUGAUGUUUGGGUAGGUCAUACAUUCGAUAACUUAAGAUUUACACAAUGAUUGUAGUAAAGAAAUUAAACUGAAGCCCAGGGUUCGGACAGUCUUGAAAGUCCUUGAAUUUUUGUGGAAGUCCUUGAAAAGUCCUUGAAUUCCAUGUUCCCUUGAAAAGUCCUUAAAUUUCUGUGCAAGUCCUGGAAUAGUCGUUUAAUUUUCUUCAACUUUGAAUGUAUUUAGUAGUCUGAAAAGUGUUUUUAAUGCUUUUUGGUUGUCCAAGACAGAAUAUAAAUCAUAGCUCGGAGAACUUAAAGGUGAUUUACAGAAAGCGUUUUUUGUUUUAUGCGAUAAUCAACAAUCAAUUUAAGACAAGUGAACUGAAUAUGUAGAUAAGUUGGUGGAACAAACAGCUCAAGCUGAUCAUGUCUAAGGGUUCUUUACUUUGUAUACUUGGAAAACUACAUCAGUGGAAUGUCACCCAUACUAAGCUGUAACAGUUUACCGAAUAUGAAUACCUUCACAUGACGACAUCACCAAUACCACCAGCUCGAUACUACGAUCACGUUGUUUUUUUCCUACCUUUUUGGAAAGACAGUCUAGUCCCUUUGCUGUAUUGAUAACCUCGUCAUUACGAACACCCCAUUAUUACCGUAAGCACAACGCUUUGCUCCCUUUAGGUAAAUUGGCGUCAUGGCAGAAACUGCACAGAGGCAGGUUAAUCUCUCUUCUCUGUGCUCAGUGUCUGUAAAAAUUGAUUUUACAAACCCCAUUUUUGUGGUAACUCUCGAGUAACGGUCGCGUUCAUGAGGAACGCUUCCUUUUUGCAGGGUGAACUGCUACGACGUCUUGGAUGUACAGGCGCCAUUUGGUGGUUACAAAAUGUCAGGAGUAGGAAGGGAAUUGUGAGUUUAUUGAUAGCGUCUGUCGUUACAUGUAAAUAAGUUAACGCGUUUAAAUAAGGCAGUCGGCGUAUGCCGCUCAUGAACUUCAAUUGUACACAAAAGACUGGUUGUAUUUAGCCUGUUCCAGACGUUCGGAUAUUGGAGUGCGGCGCUAAGGAACUUUGUUUUUUUUUUCUGCUCACAUCUCUUUGCGCUGUCCCCGCGACCUGAACCGCUGGAAUAGGCAAGGUUUUAUUAUUUACAAGUGUUGGCGACCUUAAUUUGCGCUGUUGCAACAACGUUUCUAGGAUUGGUAGUUCUUCAUAAUAUCUUGUCCGACCUGUAGACACAAAGCCCACCCCACUUUACAGGCAUAGUAGUCAGCUAACGUACCUUGUUCAAAGGCUGCCCUCUCCAUUACCAAUAGAGUGAUUUUACUAAACCCGUGGAACUCAUAGAUUGCUAAUCAUUGUUUCUCAGUGUCUUUUUUUUUCUUUUGUUGAUUUAAUCUCACAUUACUACGCAUCAUCAGGCGAUAGUUAAAGUGCCAAAUCAUUUUAGUGAGAUACCGAAGGCUUAUCGCAGCCGCUUUGCAUACUCAGCAAUAGACCUUUUUACCGAUACGGCAGCCAUAUUGAAUUAAUUCGAUUUAAGGAGUAUUAUAGGAUGUCUAGGGCAUGAGCACAUUUCGUUUGUAUUUUCGGGCGCUUUCCGGGACAUUUUUUCUUAAAGUUUUCUUAGAAUAAGAUUGUAAUGGGAAAAAAGAUCCCAGUGCCGUGUUUGGAUGUAAUAAUGACCGCCUUUUUCUAGUUUAGUAUUAGAAAUAUGGUCUUUCACUGUAUAUUUCUCGGGAAAAAGGCGAUCAUUAUUAUAUCCAAACACGGCACAAGGAUCUUUUUUCCCAUUACAAUCUUAUUCUAAGAAAACUUUACGAAAAAUGUCCCGAAAAGCGCUCUAAAAUACAAAAGAAAUGUGCUCAUGCCCCCUGGGCAUCCUAUAAUAAUAGUUAAAUCGAAUUAAUUCAAUAUGGCCGCCGUAUCGGUAAAAAGGUCUAUUGUCCCAGCUAACUGGAACAUUCUUUUCUUUAGGAGUGAAUAUGGGCUGCAGCAGUAUUCUGAGGUUAAAACGGUAAGUAACACAAUUCGUUGUAAGCUAGAUAAUUAA
This is a messenger RNA of Porites evermanni, 9185 nucleotides long. Lineage: Eukaryota; Metazoa; Cnidaria; Anthozoa; Scleractinia; Poritidae. The record is from the annotation of a GenBank genome assembly.